ACUCUGUGCCGUGAGAGUCUUCAAGAGAGAUAAACUAGCUUUCAGAUAAAAGCUUGAUGGGACUUUAGCAUGCAGAAGAGAGGGCUGUUUUAAGGGAAAAAAAACUCCCCACAGAAAGCAAUAUCCCCACGCCUCCCACACUGCUUCCUCUGUACUGAUUGUCUUGUUUCCUCACACUCAUCUGAUCGCACUUCAGGCACGGGACAGCAUGACUAGCGGAUACAAGGACGGGACACCUGAAGAGGAAUACGCUCACUCGCCGUUUAUCAGGAAACAGGGGAACAUUUACAAACCAAACAAUAAAGAAAUGGAUAACGACAGCAUCAACGAAAAGACACUUCAGGAUGUCCACACCAAGGAGAUUGACCUGGUCAACCGAGACCCAAAGCAUUUAAAUGACGAUGUGGUGAAGGUGGACUUUGAGGACGUGAUCGCCGAGCCUGCCGGCACCUACAGCUUCGACGGCGUGUGGAAGGCGAGCUUCACCACCUUCACAGUAACCAAAUAUUGGUGCUACAGGCUGCUGACAGCGCUGGUGGGCAUCCCACUCGCCCUGGUAUGGGGCAUCUUCUUCGCCAUCCUCUCCUUCAUCCACAUCUGGGCCGUGGUGCCUUGCGUGAAGAGCUACCUAAUCGAGAUCCACUGCAUCAGUCGAGUUUACUCCAUCUGUGUGCACACCUUCUGCGACCCACUCUUUGAGGCCAUGGGGAAAUGCUUUAGUAACGUCCGGGUCACUGCUACUAAGGUGGUGUAAGGACAGAGUGAAAGAGAAGAGCCAGAGGGAUCGGGUGGGAUGGGGGAAUGGAAACCAAUGUCCAAUGUUGGGAGGUAAAUCAAACGUAGCCUCUGUAAUAAAGAGGAAACAAAAAAUGUGAGCAGAAGUGAAGGGUUGACUCUCCAUUCCUGUUCAAAUGCAUCUGUGAGAUUUGUCUACUCAGCUUUGGAUUUAGGGGACGUGUGUUGAAAAUCUCUAAUUUUCUUUGUCAUUUGUUAGCAUUUAUCAUUGUAGGAAUACUGUUUCAGCCUUACUUUUAUUGUGACAGUUCAUGGAAAAAUGCUAAUUCUUUUAAGUGUUUACUGACACUAAUGUCAUUCCAAAUUUUCCAAGCUCCUAAAGUGCAAUAAUAGUGGUUUGUAUGACUAGUGUGAUAAUUCCAAGUCUGUCAAAAACAGAGAAAUGCACGUUGACCACUUUUAUGGUGCUUUUGAAGGUCCUGUUUUUUUUUUUUUUUUUUUCAUUUUAAGGCAUGGAGCUUGACUAUUAUUAUUUGUAAUGGAAUUUUUAGAAAAGCCAUCGCUUGAUCAACUGGAAUAUCUUUCAUGAAAUUCCAGAUUGCAUAAAAACGUAUUGAAAUAACUGGAUUUUGGACACAAUAGGCUACUUCUAAUCAAAUAGGUAUAGGAGUUUGGAAUGAUAUUAGAUUCACUAAAUAAUGACAGAAUUUAGAUUUUUAGGGUGAACUAUCCCUUUAAGAUUUGCCUGCUGGGACAAGGCUGUGAAUUUGUGUUUUUAUUUUCUGGUUUUGUUUGUUUUAUCCCAUUUCUAUCACUGACACGUCCAUUUAUUCGGUCCAAAAAUACUUGUAGUGUGUAAACAUUACAUAGUAGAUUCCAGUAGUUUUGCUAUGUUUAUCCUUCAAUUUGGGUACUAUCGCCCUUUUUUGGUCAUGAAUGGGGUUUAUGUAAUCCAGAUAUUUUUUGUGUGUGUUUUUGGGAGAGGGUUCAGGGAAUCUGAACAAAUUUUAAAGG
Danio rerio (zebrafish) is the source of this 1749-nucleotide messenger RNA. It is a transcript of the gene cav1, whose product is annotated as caveolin 1. NCBI's taxonomy places the organism in Eukaryota, Metazoa, Chordata, Actinopteri, Cypriniformes, Danionidae. Gene Ontology annotation, biological process: caveola assembly. The record is from RefSeq and is marked provisional. Gene Ontology annotation, cellular component: Golgi membrane; plasma membrane; membrane raft.